UCGUUCAGCGACUACAUCUGGGCCGACAGUCAUGGCCCGUGGGGAACAGACCGUUUGACCCGAGCUUUAAAGCAGGAGACAGGAAAGCGCUUGGGUGUAGCGCUCAACACGCGCGAGUAUCGACACGUCACCGUUGGCAUUAGAAGAGUGGUCAUAGGAGAGUCGUUCAGCCGCGGCUACCAGGAUGAGGUUAGUGAGGAAGAAGAGCCUAAAGCUAAAGACGAGAGCCCACUAGAGCUGCAGAAUUCGUGGACGACAGCAACAGGCGUCUCUGUGUACAGCGUGCCAAUCGACAUCGUCAAGCACCUAAGCAAUCGGUCGAUUAAGACCUUUCGACCACUCAGCGAGGCAUGGCACAACUUCCUAGGUCUCGGGAAGCAGAUGAACGGCGGACAGGUUAGCAGCCUGCAGGUUAGGCAAACGUAUAAGCGGCAGCGUGAGCCCGAGAGCACCCCAGCAGGACAGCCUCUUAAUCCACAUCUAAAGCGGGCUAAACUAGAGCCUAGCAACCUUCAAAAGAACAUCAAAACGGCCAUACAGCAUGUCCUAAAAAGCUCAGAGGUUUCGUUCAAGUCAGGGGAACAAGAGCAGGCUAUACAUACUAUAGUUCAAGGCCAAACACCGCUUGUUGUUGUCCUUCCAACCAGUGGGGGGAAGAGCUUGUUAUUCACAGUUCCAGCUUCCAUGCCAGGCGCCAGGGUCACCAUACUCAUGGUUCCCUUCCAAGCCUUGAUCGAGGACCACGUGCAAAGGAUAUCGCAGAGCGGGGUUACCUACGCUAAAUGGACAUAG
Messenger RNA from Paraphaeosphaeria sporulosa, 792 nucleotides. RefSeq lists its product as uncharacterized. Gene Ontology annotation, molecular function: four-way junction helicase activity; 3'-5' DNA helicase activity; nucleic acid binding. The annotation marks the transcript as partial. Gene Ontology annotation, biological process: double-strand break repair via homologous recombination. Gene Ontology annotation, cellular component: cytoplasm; nucleus; chromosome. Lineage: Eukaryota; Fungi; Ascomycota; Dothideomycetes; Pleosporales; Didymosphaeriaceae. The record is from RefSeq and is a predicted model, not a curated record. The transcript has a single exon.